AUGGUCAUUGUCUCUCUAUCUAUGCAUUCAUUGUUUCUCUAUUACCUAUCUAUUCUCUCUCUCUCUCUCUCUCUCUCUAUCUAUCUAUCCACUGUCUGUCUCUCUUUCUCUAUCUAUUUGUCUGACAAUUUGAACAACACCGAACAACUUCUUUUAUCUACUGCUGACGCUACGAAAGCAUCUGAAAAUUUUCUGGACAAUGGACAACUUUUCCUUGAUUUUAACCAGAAUGAUGUUGGCCACACAGUAGUGACACCAGCAGUUGUUCCCGCAGAAACAGAUUCACGUGGCAAAGAUUCUUUCUACUAUCUGAAUGGUGCUCUUACAGAAACCCCAGGAACCAUUAUUGCCUUGGAGCCAGUCGAACUUAGCGAUGAAAAUGACAGUGAUGCACCUCUCUUGGGAACUUCCUUGGACAGUUUGGAAACAGUCGGAGUGGAAUCUGCAAUUCCACUAAACCAAAAUAGCAAUCAUGGCUUGUCUGACGGAACCAAUGUUUCCAUGAUCGACACGAACAGAGACAAGAUCGAGAAGCUUGAAUCUCAAGAAAACUCUUUAUAUAAUGGCCCUUAUGUUGGAAGCACUGGUAGUGAUAUACCUCUGUUGGGAACAUCGCCUGACAGCGAGAAAUCUUCGACAGAAGACAUCAACUUUAGUUCUGCAAUGCAUAAAUCGACUGAACCACUGGUUAACCCUCUCACUCCCAGUGACCCCCAUUAUGGCUACCAGCAAUCCUCCAGUGGGGAACCUUCAGUUACUUUCUACACCCAAGCAGAGCCUAGUUUUGUCUCACCCUAUGUGGGUUCAAGCCAAGCAAGCGACGCACCCUUGCUGGCUCCGUCUUUGGUUAAUUUUGAAACUGCUGAGUCAACUGAUAUUGUCAAUAAAAACGAGAACCCUAUCUUCGAUUAUGCCGAUUCUAAUCGGAAUACCGAAGCCAUCACUUUCCCACACCUAAGCCAAUUACCAUCUGAGCCAACCAAUUCCCUUCUAGCAUACUUGGAGCCGGAUUCAGACAAACCUGAACGAGAUAAUAAUACAGUGUGUGAAUCUCAAGAUAUCUUCCAGGAAGCCGAAUUGCGACAAUUCCAGGAAGCUGAGCAUGCUUCGUGCAGCCGUGCCAAUAACCAGAUUAAAAAUGCUAGCGUUGUAAAUUCAGUUCUGGUUUGUGGUACUAGCGACGCGAUUAAUGUUACCCUGGGGAUGUCGUACGAUAAUGAAGACAGUGAUACUCCACUUCUGGAUUUAAGUCCAAGUGUUUCCCUUGAAGAAAAACUUGAUAGAGACGCUGCUCUUGAAGGACCACCUGCUGAAACCUUAGUUGCAGACAUCCCCGCUGAAGACUUUUCGGUGGAUCAGAUUCUCAACAACCAGCCAACCUCGGAAUUUGAAAAUGUAGACGAAACCAAAAAUGACAUUAUGAAAACAUUUACUAAACAGACAAGCACCGAUAGCAGCGCUCCAUUAAUCGAAGAAAAGUCAGUUAAACAACAUUUUUCUGAUCUGGAAAUCCCUCCCAACUACCGAGUAAUUGAAUGCGAACCCUCAUUCAAUAUGAAUAAAACUGCCCCUUUCCUACAUCUGUACGGCAGUUCAAAAUUACUCUCCAAUCCUCACUGUGCCAGCCAGGAACACGUCAAUCUGUCCGAGGCCUGCAUCCACAUGCUUAAUCAUCUCAACAACAGCUACUCGAAUAUGUCUCUGAUGCAGAUCUCGUCACUUAAAGACAUCCGAGACAUACAUCUCGAAAAGCUAGACAGUGGACCGGAAGAAGAAGAAGAAGAAGUAAAACCGGGCAAACAUUGGAAGAAUCUGUUUGCGUAUAGCAUUGGUUUCAUGGUGAUGUACAUGGCCUUUGGCUCACUGCGACAUUUACAGAGUAGCUUGAAUUCCGAAGCCGGUGUUGGACUAAUGACCCUAUCCUGUUUGUUUGCAUUUUUCGUGAUUGGAUCCUUGUUCGCUUCGUACGUUGUCAAGAAACUGGAGCCACGAAAUGCGACACUUGUGACCGUUCUGUUUCACUUGCUUUAUGUAAUCAGCAAUUGUUAUCCCAAAGUUUAUAUUCUCAUGCCUGUCUCCGCAUUACUGGGUUUCUGGAAUGCAGUAUCUUGGGGUGCAUCCGGAACCUAUAUCCAACGCUUGGCUUGCAAUUAUGCAAUGAAAACGAACCAAAAGACGGAACAUGUCUGCAGCAAAUUUCACGGAAUCUUCUACCUCAUCGUCUUCUUUUCCGAAGUGUUUGGCAAUUUGAUAUCGUCUGUAAUUCUAGGAAGCAACUCCUCAGUUCCUGUGUUAAUCUCUCCAAACAACACAUCCUUCCUUGUUAACCAGACAACGUCUCCGGUUUCAGAAAAUUUCAGCAGCCAAUAUGCUCAUUGCGGGGUUUCCUAUAGCCAUUCGGAUGACACUAACACUGACACUGUUCCAGUAGAUCAGACUACGAUCUACGUCCUUACUGCUGUGUUUGCCGGAAUGGAUAUCAUAGCCUUUUUUAUAAUCUUUUUCUGCGUCGAUCCACUGACUUUGUAUUACAGAUGUGAGACUGCAACUGACGUCAAGAGCUGUUGGCAGGUGUGGCAAGAUGUCAAAUCCGUUCUCAUCUUCAUGACCGACUGGAGAUUCAUCCUGCUCGUCCCACUCUACAUGUUCAGCGCCAUCCACAUUGGUUAUAUCAGCGCCGAAAUUACUAAGGCUUUUGUUACGUGUUUCCUUGGAAUACACAUGUUCAUACAUCACCGGCUGGCUCAAUCAGAUAACGGGCAGACUAGUUUUGAUAAGCAUAGUUACAUAAACAGUUUUAUAGAGGAAUUGAAAGAUGCUGACGAUAAAAAAUAUAAAAGGCUUGCACAGCAGUUCAGAUUUUCUUGCCCCGAUGAGGAAGACGAUGCUUUCACGAGUGGCACCAUAUGCCCUGAAUUUGCCGAGUUCUACGGAUCUUUAUUAUUUCAGCUGAUCAUCAUGUCCUUGUUGCUAUGGCAACCGGAUUCAUCCUCUCUUAUCCCUUUUAUCCUCAUAUUUGCAUUUUGGGGAUUAUCUGAUGGUUUUUAUGCAUCCCAGUUAUGUUCAUUGACUGGAGUGAUGUUUUCUGAAACAUGUGAAGAAGCGUUUUCAGCUUAUCGCAUGAUGCAAGGAGUGGGCCUGACCAUCGCCUACAGCUAUGCACCUGUCCUACCUCUUGACAUCAAACUUUACAUGCUCAGCGGCUUGGGCAUUUUUUUUUUUCUGGCUGCUCUACGUAUUGAUGGAGUACCUCGACAAACGUUCUGCACGGAUCAAAGAGUUGGUGAUUGA
Acanthosepion pharaonis is the source of this 3291-nucleotide messenger RNA. Lineage: Eukaryota; Metazoa; Mollusca; Cephalopoda; Sepiida; Sepiidae. The record is from the annotation of a GenBank genome assembly.